This is a messenger RNA of Dissoconium aciculare CBS 342.82, 1901 nucleotides long. RefSeq lists its product as uncharacterized. Gene Ontology annotation, biological process: regulation of transcription by RNA polymerase II. Lineage: Eukaryota; Fungi; Ascomycota; Dothideomycetes; Mycosphaerellales; Dissoconiaceae. Gene Ontology annotation, cellular component: nucleus. The record is from RefSeq and is a predicted model, not a curated record. Bases 431 to 1597 code for a protein of 388 amino acids. Gene Ontology annotation, molecular function: RNA polymerase II cis-regulatory region sequence-specific DNA binding; DNA-binding transcription activator activity, RNA polymerase II-specific. The transcript is spliced from 2 exons.
UCUAGAAGAAAAUCUUAUUGUAGAAUUCUACUACUGUAUAGCAAUCCUCAUUCUCGCUUCGGUUUUGAGGAAGAGAACGACGCCUAGUCUCAUUUGACCCUUCCACUCUAGCUUCCUUCCUUCUCUUCAUUCGUCCCUCUUGGCCUGCACCCUUGGAAGUCGAUCGACAAGCAACCUCUCAUCGUCCUAUCCUUAUAACUCAGCCAUCCAACGACACAUCGAAUAUCGUCAACUCGUGCGCUUCCAAACUACAUACCAACAGAACUGGUCUAUCGACCCGUCCCAGCUCCUACUUGAUUGACACGUCUUCGAUUGGCUUCUUCGACAAAGCCUGUUCAACAACUACGCUGCCACAGUCGUGACUCCGCCGACAAUUUUACCACAGCUUUCCGCCUCGAACUCGGUUGAUAUUCGAGCCGACAAAUCCAUAAUGGCAGCUGCUGGCGUUCUGCUGCUCUCUGGCGGCGAACAUUUCCGCAGCCAUCCAUAUUCGCCGACGACAAUGUACUCCUCUCGCUCUUACGCACCACCAGCUAGCGUGACAGGCUCGAUCGAUCAAUACUCGCACGCCACGUCUCGACCAAACAGCUCACACUCGUCGAUGUCAUUACCAUCCCGCGAGCGAGAGAUUCCUUAUCCUCAUACACCCAAAUCGGAGGAUAACUUCCGCCCAUCGCUUCCCUCGAUCUCCAAUCUGCUGAAUAUCGCCGACCGCGAGAAGUCGCAUCGUCUACCAGGACCCCGGCCACGAUUGCAAUCUCCGCCACGUUCCUCCUACGAUCGACGACCGACUUCACACCCAACUCAACUCCCUAGUUUGGGACCACAAUUCGACGAACAUGCUCGACGACAAAUGCACGAUUUGGAAGUCAGUCCGAGAACGACCAUGUCCAACUCAUCAUCAUCCCACAUUAGGAGCCACUCUGUGAUGGAAGGUUCCCAGAGCCCGUCAGCAAUGUCGACCAGAUCCUUACCUUCGCAUUUCAGCUUUGGCCCAGCUCUUCACCAGCACGAUGCACACGAUCACGAAAGCUCACGGCCUGCCAAGCGCCAGGCUCUCUCAACGCGGCCAUCUCCGCCUCCAUACUCGCGCUCAUAUUACGCGACUCCGUCAUAUUCCUCGUCGCCCGAGGUAGUCCCGAGACGAUCCUUCCGUGCACACCCUGAUGAUGUGAUCGCACCUCCACCGGCAUCUCUCGGACUUGCACAAAACCGCUCUCUUCCUUCUCCCCCAUACCUCACUCCCAGCUCGUCGGAGUCGUCGACGCUGACCCGGAAUUCGGCACCGCUUUCACCCGUCACCAGCGAGCCCUCGACUCCAUCAUACCAACAUCAUCAUCACUACAUCAGCAGCUCAUCUGCAGGUGCGUUGCCACAACAGCAAGAUCGUUAUCUCUGCCCGACUUGCAACAAGGCUUUCAGCCGUCCUUCCAGCCUGAAGAUCCACACUCACAGCCAUACUGGCGAGAAGCCUUUCCGCUGCCCGCAUCGCGGCUGUGGCAAAUCCUUCAGCGUCCGAAGCAACAUGAAACGGCACGAGCGAGGAUGCCACAGCGGCCUAGGCGGAGGCAGCUGCACCGAGAUUCACUCACCAUGAGCGUCACUACUCUGUCCGAAUCACAUCAUUCCUUCAUACAAUUUCUUCCUUGCUUCAACUUGCUCAAAAUUCUGUUAUUUCUGUAUGGGAAGAUACCAAAUCAAGUCGCCAGUGUCGACUUUUGAAUUUCGAGGAAAGCAGGCUGGCGUUUUGUAAACUUUUAUGCGUGCAUGACGGCGUUGCCCUCGACCACAGUCUGGUCGCAUGGGAAGUCCAUUUGGCGGCCUUCUCGGCCUUCUCAUCUUAGCCUGUCGGCUUCAUUCCAUAGAAUAAUGUCGCAAUAUGUGUUCGAUCGUCAUCAUCU